Messenger RNA from Ceraceosorus bombacis, 1348 nucleotides. NCBI's taxonomy places the organism in Eukaryota, Fungi, Basidiomycota, Exobasidiomycetes, Ceraceosorales, Ceraceosoraceae. The record is from the annotation of a GenBank genome assembly.
AUGGCACCAGGACUGGCGGUGGGCGAAAAGAAGCACUCUGGAACGGCCAGAGUGCUCGGUUCCGGCACCUCGGGAAUCGCAGAGCUGCUCAUCUUUCACCCGGUAGACACCGUGGCCAAGCGGCUGAUGUCCAACAAGCAAGCUGGCCUACAGGUGAGCCACGUUAAAGAUUCUCAUGCGAGGCCGAGCGUAGAGCAUGCCGGCUUGCAAGGAGGCUAUUCGUACGUGCUUGGCUCAGCACAUCGAACGCUUGCCGCUCAACUCGCUAGCUAGCAUUACGUCUGCGCCGCGCUUGCAGACUGCUUGGCAUGGUCAUUCAGCCCGGCGUGGGAUGUUUGCGCAUCGCUGACGGCCAUCGCUCUGUCCUCCUUUGCAGGUCUCGCAAAUCGUCUUCAAGGACAAAGCAAGCGCGCCCAUCGGCACAAAGUUCAUCUCCCUCUUUCCAGGUCUGGGAUACGCUGCGGGAUACAAGGUGCUGCAGAGGGUGUACAAGUUUGGCGGACAACCGUUCGUGAACGAUUACCUGGUCAGCAACCACAAGGCUGCCUUCACUAACACUUUUGGUGAGAAGAAUGGCAAGAGCAUCAUGCAGGCCACAGCCGGAAGGUGAGCAGUCUAUUGUCACUGCGGAGGAGGGGGAAGGAGGAGAAGGAUGGUGCGGGUAUCAGGACGAGUCAAACCUGUGCACGGGCUGGGACCCUGUCAAACUCUGACGAGCGAGGGUGAGGCGGAGUAUGGCGUCGUACGCACGCACCCACCACACAUCUUCCAAGGCUGCAGAGACUGAUUCUGCGCAGAAGCUGAUGUCUCCUCUUCCUCUGCCCGUCUCAGCAUCAUCGGUGUUGGUGAAGUUGUCCUGUUGCCUUUGGACGUGCUAAAGAUCAAGAGGCAGACGAACCCAGAAGCUUUCCGAUCUCGAGGCUUUUUGCGCAUCGUGGCAGACGAGGGGACAGGCCUGUACCGGGGUGCAGGAACCACCGCCAUGCGAAAUGCACCCGGUUCCUUUGCCUUGUUUGGUGGGUCUGCAUUUGCUCAUCAAGCACUAGGAUCAACGCCAGGCUCCAAAGAGACUACAUGGACCCAAAACUUUAUCGCCUCCAUCGCCGGAUCAGUGGCUUCCAUCACUGUCGCUGCUCCCCUCGACGUCGUCAAAACGCGCAUUCAGCAGGCCAACUUUGAGAGACCAGUCGGUGGUCUUACCGUCAUCAAGGAUCUGCUGAAGAAUGAGGGUCCCAGUGCGCUCUUCAAAGGUCUCGUGCCCAAAAUUCUCGUUGUAGGACCCAAGCUCAUCUUCUCCUUCACGCUGGCUCAAAGUUUGAUCCCCAUGUACGCCAAGCUCAUCGACUAG